GGUUGUACGUUGCUUACCACGUACGCUUCUCUUGCCAUCUCUCCAGUUUUGGGACUUCGUGAUGACCGGUGGAAGUUCGACGGCAGAUGUGAUAAGGAAAAAGCUCGAUACAAUGCGACUUGAGAUAGAAGAACUUCAAAACACGGUCUUCGAUACAACAGAAAAAAUAAAAACCGAGGUAGCUUUGAAGGAGGCUGUCGAGGCAGAAGUCGUAGAAUUGCAGCGUCAGACGACGACUUUGGAAGAGCUAUUGAAGCAGGGUUCAACUCGUCUUGCUGAAACACUCGCAAGACUGGACGAGGCGACAAAAUCGGCCGAAGAGAGUGAACGUCACUGGCGCGGCAUCGAAAACCGACUAUACACUUACGACAAGAACAUAGAAGAGCUUGAAAAAACAGCUAGUGAUGCCAACUUUGCCGCAGAAGAGGCCGAUCGAAAGUAUAAGGAAGUCGAACGUACUCUCACUGUUACGGAGGAGAACCUACAUGUGGCGGAAUCCAGGGUUGCAGCGACAGAAAACCGAAUCAAGGAAAUGGAAGCAACUUUGAAGCAGCUCACUGGAUCACUGAAGGCAUUGGAAAUCAAGCAAGAAGAGUCCAGUGAACGUGAAAAAGCCUUGGAAGAUCGGCUGACGAUGCUAAAGAAGCAUGUAGAAGAAGCUGAAUCCCGAGCGAGCGCAGCUGAAGCUGAAGUGAACCGUCGUGGUCAGGAAAUCAAAAGGACAAGAGAAUUGAUUAAAGCAGAACACAGCGCCUACGAAUCUCUGCGACGUGAAAUGGAUACGAUGGUCAAUGAGUUUCACUCGAUCUAACUUACCCCUUUUGCUUGCCUGUCUGCAUGCGUCCGUUAUUCUAGGAUUUUAGGCUACCUUCACAGGCUCGCAUACCCCAGACCACGCCAUUUACGCAUCUGCAUGUUGUCCGGCUUGUCUGCCUUGUCGCCUUCGUUUUUUCUGAGCGGAUCAUCUGCGUCUACGCAUUUCCUCUCCGACAGUGCCAAGCACAUGCAGUGUAUGCUUGCUAACCCGUUUCAUCUCGGUAUGAUUGAUUGAUGUCUUGUUUGUACCAGCAAUCGAAUAACCCCUGCCCGCAUUUCCAUUUUUGUGUUUUGUUUUGUUCAUUAUUUCUGAUCGUUUCGCAAUUUCCCCUGCCUCAUAAAGAAGUUAACAUGUUUUGAAG
This is a messenger RNA of Opisthorchis viverrini, 1178 nucleotides long. RefSeq lists its product as hypothetical. Gene Ontology annotation, molecular function: actin filament binding. Bases 62 to 811 code for a protein of 249 amino acids. The transcript is spliced from 8 exons. Lineage: Eukaryota; Metazoa; Platyhelminthes; Trematoda; Opisthorchiida; Opisthorchiidae. The record is from RefSeq and is a predicted model, not a curated record. Gene Ontology annotation, biological process: muscle contraction; actin filament organization. Gene Ontology annotation, cellular component: actin filament.